This is a messenger RNA of Phytophthora sojae, 798 nucleotides long. RefSeq lists its product as hypothetical. Gene Ontology annotation, biological process: protein O-linked glycosylation. The record is from RefSeq and is a predicted model, not a curated record. Gene Ontology annotation, molecular function: alpha-1,3-mannosyltransferase activity. Bases 1 to 798 code for a protein of 265 amino acids. Lineage: Eukaryota; Oomycota; Peronosporomycetes; Peronosporales; Peronosporaceae. The transcript has 4 exons. Gene Ontology annotation, cellular component: Golgi apparatus.
AUGGCCAACCGGUUCCGGAACUGGUGGAUCAAACCACUGGCCAUAUACCAUACCGACGUCCGCCACGUGAUGCUCAUGGAUGUCGACGACAUUUUCGUUAAGGACCCCGCUCUGCGCGAUUUGGAGCCGUACAAGGAGACAGGCACGACUUUCUUCUACGACCACGGAGGAGUCCACUACCUGAAGAAGCUGUUCGCCAAUUUCAAGUACGAGCAGUUCAAUGAACGUGCGGGACAGACCGUCAUGGACAUCAUGCUCUGGUUCAUCACCAAGGAGCGCUUCCGGUUCGAAUACUCGUUUGGUGACAAGGAAACGUUCUGGUUGUCAUUCGAGAUGGCUCAUGCGCCGUACGGGUUCUCUCCUUGGGGCGUCAGUGUGGUGUCUUCGUGGCCCAACAGGGACAUGAAGACGCACCCGAACACGCUUUGUGGCAGCAUUUUGCAGUAUCUGCCGGACAGCAGCGCCGAUCCUCAAGUGUUGUACGUGAAUGGCAAGGCGCUGCUGGAUCCGUAUCCAGAAGGUGUCAACUCUGGGGCAAAGACGCAGAGGAACAACAUGUUCAACUCUCUCCCGACGCACAUGACCCCACGCCUUCCCCGGACACAACUCAACAUGACUGAUGCAGGUGCUGUUCGGAAGGAGAAAAUGUACCAGGAAUGCCUCGUCGGGUUAGGAGCAACGCCAUUGCCCGAGUCGUUUGCUGGUCGACUGUUGCGUCGCCGUCUCCACUUCUUGGGGGCAAUGACUGGUGUCCUCGGCUCGCUUGAGCUCUGCGGGACGUUCGAACUACCCAAUUGA